This is a messenger RNA of Brenthis ino (lesser marbled fritillary), 1806 nucleotides long. The record is from the annotation of a GenBank genome assembly. Lineage: Eukaryota; Metazoa; Arthropoda; Insecta; Lepidoptera; Nymphalidae.
AUGCCCUUAUACGCUGUGUUUUUUAAACAAUCCCAAAUUCAUCGAGCAACAUUCGUCGAGCUGCUCGUCAAGCCGCUCGUCAAGUCGUGCGUCGAGCCGUCGUUCGAGUGGUCCGUCGAGUGGUCCGUCGAGCGGUCCGUCGAGCCGUCCCUCCAGCUCCGUCUUAAACUCACCCUCGCUUCGCUCGGGUACUUCCAUGGAGGUGCAUUAGAGGAAGGUAUAGGAAGUGGAUCUGUGUAUGGCAUUGUAGCAUAUCAAGCAGCUGAUUGCCAUCCUGAUUUGCCGGUUUCUACUUAUGGACCUUUCACAUGUCCCCAGGCAGUUAUAAACUCUGUUGAUGAAUUGCAGUUUAUUGGUGGUCAUGCUGAGAACAGAGCAUGUGUGAUAGAGGCGUUGACAGCUGCUCUUGAGUGCCUAGAUGAGCUAGGUGGCACAGGAAUUCCACUUCAUAUGAUAUUAUUAUGUUGUUCUCCACCAUAUUCAACAUACACAGGGGGAUUAGUCCCUCCAGGUGCCCCCGGAUGCGUAGAGCAGGCGGCGCGGCUAGUGGGCGAGCGCGGCGCGCAGCUGUCGGUGGCGGCGGCGCGGCGCGUGCCGGCGCUGCUCGCGCUGUAUGAGCACGCAGGCGGCGAGCUGCACGCGGCGCAGCUGCGCAACUACGCCAAGGAUCCACGACACUUAGUUUUAUUGCGAGGGUACAGUCUCAAAGAGCGGCCCCCGAGUCCGGCGCCGCCGCCCGCGCCGAUGCCGCCUCUAGCACAGGCAGAAGUGUUUGGCCAAGCUCGUACCGCGGUGCCACAGCAGAAAGUCCCGCAGGUGCAGUUCCAGCGAGGCACGGUCGGGCCGGUGAAGAGCAACUUCCUGGCUCCCCCGCGUCAGGCCCCGUACGCUAAUUCUGCCCUAUUGACCCAACUAGCUCAGCCGUCUUAUCCUCCACCUCCUACACAGUCAAGUAUCCAGCGGAUGGUGCAACCGGGUCCAUCCAACGCUGGUGUGAACGUAUCUUCCUCUCAAGGGGUUUCCGUUGGCAAUAUCGGAAUGAACAUGCAAUCGAACCAAGGGGUCGGUACAGUUGGAGGAGUGGGAGUCAACGUGACACCUCAAGGGGUCAGCGCGGUAGGGGGAGUUGGGGUCAGUAUGUCGUCACAAGUUCCGGCAGUGGGAGGAGUUGGAUCAGUUUCAGCUCCAUUACAACGCACGUAUAUAUGGAGUGGAGUGCUGGAGUGGAUGGAAAAGGGGAAAGCCCCGGGGGAUCAGAAGAUCAUCAGGCAAUUGCCGUGUCAGGUUUCAGCAAAUUCCAAAGAGGUAGAGCCAGAGCUCAAAGCUGACACUUGGCCUAACAAGCUGCUCAUGCAGCUAAUGCACAAACAGCUGAUCAGCAACAUCGGCGGGCAGUACCUGAAGGACAGCAAGUCGGUGCUGUUCCACCUGCAGCAGAACGAGGCGCUGGACGCGCUCACCAAGGUCAUGGUGGGCGGCUUCGCCGGCUGCGUGCACUUCUCGCCGAUGCCGUCGCCGCCGCAGUGCGACAUCAAGGUGCUCAUCUUGCUGUACACGCCCGACAAGAAGGCCUACCUGGGCUUCAUCCCCAACAACCAGGCCACCUUCGUGGACCGCCUGCGCAAGGUCAUCCAGCAGCAGAAGAUGAGCAAGCAGCUGCCGGCGCCGGGAGGCGGAGCGCCGCCCUCCUCGCUCGCCGGCGGCGGCAUGCAGCCGGGCAUGGCGAUGGGGGCGCCCUCCAUGUCGGGCCAGCAGCCGCAGCAGCACGCGCAGGGCAUGAUGAUGGGCGGCGGCAUGGGCGGGCAG